GUUGGUUGGAAACCCUCCGCACUCCCUUCUUCUAUCCCAACCCCCGCGCCGCGCCUCCCUUUUGCUACGUGGUGCCCGCGCUGCGUGUCCAAGCUAGGAAAGAUGUGGAGCCGCCGGGGGCUGCUUUGGGCCGCGCUGUGCGUCCUGGUGGCCCCAGGAACGCGGGCGCAGUACGAGCGCUACAGCUUCAGGAGUUUCCCGCGGGACGAGCUGAUGCCCUUGGAGUCCGCCUAUCGCUAUGGCCUGGACCAGUACACCAACGAGAACUGGCCCGAGAGCGUCCACUACCUGGAGGUGAGCCUGAGGCUCUACCGCCUCCUGCGGGAUAGCGAGGCCUUCUGCCACCUCAACUGCAGCUCCGUUCGCAUGGAGGAAGAGGCCCCCCGGGAGGCCGCCGCCGCCACCGGUGGGGGCAGCCCGGACACCCCCGAGCUCCUGAACCCCGACCGUUUCGACGGCUUCCCGGAGCUACGCUACUUCGGGGACACGCUGCGCCGAGCGCAGUGCCUCAAGCGCUGCAAGCAAGGGCUGCCGGCUUUCCGCCAGUCGCAGCCCAGCCGGGAGGUGCUGGAGGAAUUCCGGCGCCGCGAGCCCUACAAGUUUCUGCAGUUCGCCUACUUCAAGGCAAAUAAUCUUCCCAAAGCCAUUGCAGCAGCACACACAUUUCUUCUGAAACACCCUGACGAUGACAUGAUGAAGAGAAAUAUGGCAUACUAUAAAAGUAUGCCUGAUGCUGAAGACUACAUUAAAGAUUUAGAAACAAAAUCAUAUGAGAAUCUCUUUGUCAGGGCAGUUAGGGCAUACAAUGGAGAAAACUGGAAGACUUCCAUCACAGACAUGGAGCUGGCACUUCCUGAUUUCUAUAAAGCCUAUGAUGAUUGCAUAGCUGCCUGUGAAGGUCCACGGGAGAUCAAAGAUUUUAAAGAGUUCUAUCUGUCUAUAGCAGAUCACUACACUGAAGUUCUUGAGUGCAAACUGAAAUGUGAAAGUGAUCUGACACCUGUCAUAGGAGGCUACAUCGUGGAGAAAUUCGUGGCAACUAUGUACCAUUACUUACAGUAUGCCUACUAUAAGUUGAAUGAUAUGAAGAACGCAGCACCCUGUGUUGCAAGCUACAUGCUCUUCGACCAGAAGGAUGAAGUAAUGAAACAGAAUCUGGUGUAUUACCAAUACCAUAAAGACAAAUGGGGGCUCACAGAUGAAGACUUUCAGCCUAGACCUGAAGCAGUUCGGUACUACAACAUAACAACUCUUCAAAAAGAAAUGUAUGAGUUUGCUAAAGAACAUGUGAUGGAUGAUGAUGAAGGUGAAGUACUAGAAUAUCUCGAUGAACUCCUAACAUUGGAUGGUGGAACACAGUGACUGUGAACAAAGGACAAAUAUGACUCUUAAGAAGCAAAUACCCAGCACUUUUCCUUUACGUCUCUAUGUAUCACCUUUAGCUCAGGUGUUAGGUAUACCUCAGAUCUUUACUAAGUCUGCUCAGCUGAUAAUUGAAUCUUCCUGUGAGUUCUCCACAUGCCACACACUUAAGUUUUCGUUUUUGUUUGAAGUUUUUGCAGAUAUCCUAACCAUUACUAUUUUGAACAAUUCACACCCUUCCUUCUAUAUAUUGUACAAUGCAAUGCAUAGGCACCACAGCCUGGUUGAAGCAUAAAGAUGAUUUUAAUAAGAGUAGGCUAUACAUAUAUUUGCAAGAUGCUCUGGGGACAUUUUUGUUGAACAGAAUAAAAUCUUUCCCCUUAAUAAAUAAUAACAAAAGUAAAAGGAAAGAAAUAUUUCUCAGGUUUUGGAAAGCUAUAUUGUUUAUGCAUUUUUUUUUCUCUGCAAUCACAUUACUGAGCCUGAAGUUUUAUGCUUCUCUAUCUGGGUGUAAGGCCUACUGAAUUUGGUGGGAUUUCAGAGUAUACAUGGCCAGUACUGUACUGUAAACUGGCUGGAAAAAAAUCUGUGACCUUAAUUUAUCUAAACAAGCAUUUUUCAGGCAUUUUCUCUGUGCCUUAAGUACAUUUGGCCAAUGCAUUGAUUGCAUGCUCAAGAUAAGACAGAAGGAUAGGGGGUGUUAUUUUGAGGGAAAAUUGUUUAUACUUUGUUUUCAGUAUCUACUAGUGAAAGUAGAUCCCAUUAAAUUCAUAAGGCUAGGUACUACUGUAUAUAGAUUUGCCUGAAGCAACUUCAUUUAGGAUUUAAAAUGUAAUCCCACGCAGAGAGAGAAGUCACAUUCAGUUCAUUGAAGCUUACUUCAGAUGUGUCUCAAAUUGUGAUAUUAACAGUAUCAGUAAUGCAGUUAUUUAAUUUUAUUUAGAGCUCUCCUCUAAGACGUGUGCCUUUUUACAUGACAGUGGUGAAGGUCUUCCUGUGUAGUUGUGUUGGCAGAAGGGAAAUGAUGUGCCUUCUGGUGUCAAAUUGCUGCUAAUUAAUGAAUACCUGCUUUAUUUAUGGGUCAAGUCCCAAGCCCCCUGGCUGGUGUGUAGUGAGGAAUACAAUCAGGACUUCUUGAUCAGUAGCAGUUUGUUACAACAUUUACCUUUUGCCAGUGUAACUAUGUGAAAGCAUUUUGGCCAAUAUCUAUUACUUCACUUACAUCAACAUUCUUCUUGAUCACCUCAUCUGCUGAUUGGGACCAUGAAUAUCUUCCCCGAAGUCUUGCUCUAAAAACACCAUUGUAUAGUACCAUCCUUUAUAUGUUCACUCAAACAUAAGCAUCACUGACAUCAGUGACAUUUACUUUCAAGUACAGGAUGCAAUAUCAGUCCUGUAAAGAAUUCCUCACUCAUAUGGCUAAUUCAUCUAAUUUUAACAUUCCAAAUACAGUGGUGCCUCGAAUAGCGAGCGCCUCUAUUAACGAAGAAACCGAAUAGCGAUGUGGUUUUGGGGGCAUUUUUUCGCCUUGAUUAGCGAUUUUUCCUAUGGGCGAUUUUUGAAUAGCGAUCUUCAGGACCGUGCUUCGAAUAGCGAGUCCAUUUUAGGUCCCCUGUUUUCGAUUAGCGAGUUUUUAAACAGCUGCGUGAUCGCUAUUUUUAAAAGGGUUUAAAGUUAAGGUUUAGGGUUUGAAAUGUUUGAAAUCGUAAAGUGCACUGAAUAAACCCUUUGAUAACCCAA
Messenger RNA from Pogona vitticeps (central bearded dragon), 3102 nucleotides. RefSeq names its product cartilage associated protein (gene CRTAP). The record is from RefSeq and is a predicted model, not a curated record. Gene Ontology annotation, biological process: peptidyl-proline hydroxylation to 3-hydroxy-L-proline; collagen fibril organization. Gene Ontology annotation, molecular function: protein binding; collagen binding. Gene Ontology annotation, cellular component: endoplasmic reticulum. NCBI's taxonomy places the organism in Eukaryota, Metazoa, Chordata, Lepidosauria, Squamata, Agamidae.